CUACAGCUUCCUAUUUACGUAUUGGAUAGAUAUCAGUGACAUAACAAAAAGAAGAAUAAUAUGUCAAAUACAAUUAUUCUAAAUGCGUAUUCAAACCGUAAACUUUGUACAUAAUCAAAUUUUAAAAAAAAUGUGUGAUCGAGCAAAAUGCAUAUUUUGUCGUAUAUGUGAUAAUUUAGAGAAUAAUGAAAUUGUCUAUUCAGAUGAAAAAGUGAUAGCUUUUCAUGAUAUAAAACCAGUGGCAAAAACACACUUAUUAAUUGUACCCAGAGUACAUAUCAAAAAUGCCAAAACAUUAGCAUCUACUGAUAAAGAAUUAGUUGAACACUUGGUAGAUGUGGGUAAACAAUUGCUAAAUAACUCUGAAAAUGGAAAAUUGGAUGAUUCCUUAAUAGGUUUCCAUUGGCCACCAUUAACAAGUAUUAAUCACCUACAUUUACAUGUAAUUUCGCCUGCAUCGGAAAUGAAUUUAUUACAUUGGCUGCAAUUUAAACCAAAUUCUUAUUGGUUUGUUAGUGCUACAGGCAUGGAGGCUAACUUAGCUUUGAGGUCUCAGGUGUGAUACAGAAAUAUCCAAGAAAUUAAGGAAUCAUGUAAAUUAAUAAUUAAUCUUAAUUUCAUACAGUUAACUGGACAUUUUUGUAUCAUAGCUCGGAGGUAAGCUAGUCAUUAUGUUGAUCACCUGUGUUGUCUGUUUUCCUUUUUAUCAAGUGGUAAUAAAACAACUGCCGACAAAAUACUUACCCCAGGUGGGGCAUCAGUUUAUAUUUUAGUUUAUUAUUUGAUUUUAUUACGAACUUCCUGAAUAUUGACUAGAACUGAGUUUGACAACCUCAGCAAAAUUAAGAAUUAUUCAUUUUGAGAGAAC
Molecule: messenger RNA, 868 nt
Organism: Chrysoperla carnea
Lineage: Eukaryota; Metazoa; Arthropoda; Insecta; Neuroptera; Chrysopidae
Product: histidine triad nucleotide-binding protein 3-like
Exons: 3
Coding region: 83-562 (159 amino acids)
Molecular function (GO): catalytic activity
Source: RefSeq, a predicted model, not a curated record